Molecule: messenger RNA, 1191 nt
Organism: Rasamsonia emersonii CBS 393.64
Lineage: Eukaryota; Fungi; Ascomycota; Eurotiomycetes; Eurotiales; Trichocomaceae
Exons: 7
Coding region: 1-1191 (396 amino acids)
Source: RefSeq, a predicted model, not a curated record
AUGGCGGCCAUUGAAUUGCGUGCUGCAGACUCACCUGCCCAGGACGUCAAUCAGUCGGUGCACAUUAUCAACUAUGUCACCCAGUCGUUGUGUCUCGUCUUCAUGACCGUCUUUUUCUUCCUGCGGGUGUAUGCUCGUAUGAAGGUUCUCAAUGGGUUUGCUAUUGAAGAUUGGUUUUGUCUGGGCGCAUAUAUUCUCGGAGUAUGCUACUCGAUCAUUGCUCUCAUCAUGGGCUAUUUCGGCGGAGGCCUCCAUAUCAAGGACGUCCCCCCUGACCAUGUAAUUCCCUUCAACAAGACAGUCUACGUAACGAUGGUCAUGUACGGCCCAACCGCCUUCCUCACCAAGAUCUCCAUCCUCUGGAUCAUGACCCGCGUCUUCGCCCCCAACAGGAAGGCCAUCUACUUCAUCUACGCGCUGCUCGGCAUCAUGCUGGCGUACUACAUCCCCGCCGUCAUCGUCAAGAUCCGCAUCUGCUCGCCCAUCUCGCGUUUCUGGUUGGGCGCUUCCGUCGGAGGCACCUGUCUGAACGAAGGGUCCAUUAUCCUGGCGGAUGCGGUCAUCAGCGUCAUCAGCGAUUUGACGAUUCUGCUGCUCCCGCUGCCGCUGACAAUGAGUCUGCAGAUGGCCAUGAAGAAGAAGCUGCGGGUUAUCGGCAUCCUGGGUGCGGGCGGGCUGGCGGUCGCGUCCAGUAUCAUCCGGCUGGCGUUCAUCGUGCAGUUUGGCAAUUCGCCGGAUUCGACGUAUGCAUUUAUGCGCAUCAACAUGUUUGGCAACGCCGAGAUCAGCAUCGGCAUCAUCUGCGCCUGUCUCCCCGCCCUAUCGGCCCUCAUCUCGACGUACGUCCGCGAAUACUCUUCCAACAAAGCGACCUCGUCUUCGCAGCCGCACGAAAUGAGCAAGCUAAGCCGGACGAGCAAGACGAGAAGCCAAGGCCGCACCGAUGUAAGCAAAGGUAGUCGACACCGGAUGAGCAUCACCGAGGGCGGGUCCGACAAGGACAUCUUGAUCAGCAACGCCCAGGGCGAGCCGCGCAUCGAGACCUCCAUCCAGAGCGAUGCGGAUCUGCCGUCUCAGCGUCGACGACGGGGGUCCGUGGAUGGGAUGGGGAUUGUGAAGACGGUGGAUCUGUCGACAACGAUUAUGUCUGUGGCUGUCUUGUUGAAUACCCGCAGUUAUGGCUGUUUGUGA